This is a messenger RNA of Cuscuta campestris, 3665 nucleotides long. The record is from the annotation of a GenBank genome assembly. NCBI's taxonomy places the organism in Eukaryota, Viridiplantae, Streptophyta, Magnoliopsida, Solanales, Convolvulaceae.
GUAGAUCCUCAAGCAAGUCACCGUUACCGCCGUUAAUAUAUCAAAACACCGAUGAACGAACCCUCUGCAUAGUUCUCUCUCUCUCUCUCACUCUCAUUUCCCCUCUGCGACCAUUGCUCUUUCUACCAUGGAGAAAGCAGUUCUGCUGCGCUCUAUAUCAUCUUCUACACCGCUCCUCUGUUCUCGAUUCUUCGCUCGCUCUCACCAUGGAAUCUCCGCUCGAUUCACCUCACUCUCGGCCAAGCGCCACCGCCUGCACCACACCUUCCAUCGCUGUCGCUGCGCAUCCAUCUUCGCCAACAACUUCCGGCUUACCCCCGCCUCCUCCUCCUCUCAUUCUCUGCUAUUCAGAAGGAAGUUUUCUCCUCUCUCCGCCCGAGCCUCGGCCUCUUCCUCGCCGCAGCUCUCUCCAGAAGCUAUUGGCUAUGACGAUGAAGUUUCUGAGAAGCUGGGAUUUGAGAAAGUGCGAGAGCAGUUUAUUGAUGAGUGUAAAUCAAGAGCUAUUCUGUACAAGCACAAGAAGACAGGCACGGAAAUUAUGUCUGUUUCAAAUGACGAUGAGAACAAAGUCUUCGGUAUUGUCUUCCGAACUCCUCCGAAAGAUUCAACUGGAAUUCCUCAUAUAUUGGAACAUAGUGUAUUGUGUGGUUCAAGAAAGUAUCCCCUAAAAGAACCCUUUGUUGAACUAUUGAAGGGCAGCUUGCACACUUUUCUGAAUGCAUUCACCUAUCCUGAUAGGACUUGCUAUCCUGUUGCGUCCACAAAUACCAAGGAUUUCUAUAACUUGGUAGAUGUGUAUUUAGAUGCUGUUCUUUUCCCCAAAUGUGUUGUGGACUUUCAAACUUUUCAACAAGAGGGCUGGCACUAUGAGCUGAAUGAUCCUUCUGAAGACAUCACUUAUAAAGGAGUUGUUUUCAAUGAGAUGAAGGGGGUAUAUUCACAGCCUGAUAACAUAUUGGGUAGGGUGUCCCAACAAGCUCUUUUUCCGGACAAUACAUACGGAGUUGAUAGUGGCGGGGAUCCACAAGUCAUUCCUAACCUGACUUUUGGAGAAUUUAAGGAAUUCCACCGCAAAUACUACCAUCCCAGCAAUGCCAGAAUUUGGUUUUACGGAGAUGACGAUCCUACUGAGCGUUUGCGCAUCCUAAGCAAAUAUUUGGACAUGUUUGAUGCUAGUUUAGCACCUCUAGAGUCGAAAAUUCAACCACAGAAACUAUUUUUUGAGCCAGUCAGGAUUGUUGAGAAAUAUCCUGCUGGCGAGGGUGAUGAUCUGAAGAAAAAGCACAUGGUUUGCAUUAACUGGCUGCUUACAGAGAAGCCCCUGGAUUUGCAAACUGAGCUUGCUCUGGAUUUCUUGGACCACUUACUGUUGGGAACUCCUGCUUCUCCGUUGAGAAAAAUCUUGUUAGAAAGUGGUUUAGGCGAUGCUAUAGUUGGAGGCGGUGUAGAAGAUGAGCUUCUCCAGCCACAAUUUAGCAUUGGUUUGAAGGGUGUCUCUGAAGAAAACAUACAGAAAGUAGAAGAAUUGGUUAUGAGCACCCUAAAAGAUUUGGCUAAAGAAGGAUUUGAUUCUGAUGCUGUGGAGGCGUCAAUGAAUACAAUCGAGUUCUCUCUUAGGGAGAACAACACUGGCUCGUUCCCUCGUGGACUAGCGUUGAUGCUACGCUCCAUUGGGAAGUGGGUUUAUGAUAUGGAUCCAUUUGAGCCUCUGAAAUAUAAGAAACCUCUCGAGGACCUGAAAGCCAGAAUAGCAAAGGAAGGAUCCAAAACGGUUUUUGCUCCUCUAAUAGAACAAUAUAUUUUGACUAACCCACAUCGAGUUACAGUUGAGAUGCAGCCUGAUCCUGAGAAGGCUUCCAGUGAUGAAGCAACUGAAAAAGAAAUUUUGAAUAAAGUGAAAUCAAGCAUGACAGCGGAGGAUCUUGCUGAGUUGGCACGAUCUACACAUGAGCUGCGGCUGAAGCAAGAAACACCUGACCCACCAGAAGCCUUAAAAACCAUACCAAGUCUUUCUUUACAAGAUAUUCCAAAAAAACCUGUACAUGUUCCCAUUGAGGUGGGUGAUAUCAAUGGAAUAAAAGUAUUGCGGCAUGACCUUUUUACAAAUGACAUUCUCUAUGCUGAAGUUGUUUUCAAUAUGAACCUUUUGAAGCCAGAGCUUGUCCCGUUGCUUCCACUUUUCUGCCAGUCACUGCUGGAGAUGGGAACAAAGAACAUGGACUUUGUUCAGCUGAGCCAGUUGAUCGGAAGGAAAACUGGAGGGAUUUCAGUAUACCCUUUUACAUCAUCAGUACGGGGCACAAUGGAUCCUUGUACCCAUAUGAUUGUUCGAGGCAAGGCCAUGUCUGGAAAAACUGAAGAUUUAUUCAACUUGAUCAACAAUAUCAUUCAAGAUGUCCAACUCACUGACCAAAAACGAUUCAAGCAAUUUGUUUCUCAAAGCAAAGCUAGAAUGGAGAACCGUCUAAGGGGCAGUGGGCAUAGCAUUGCAGGUGCUAGGAUGGAUGCAAAACUUAAUGCUGCAGGGUGGUUAUCUGAACAAAUGGGCGGUGUCAGCUACUUGGAAUUUCUGAGAAGCCUUGAAGAGAAAGUUGAUAACAAUUGGCCUGAAAUUUCUUCAUCUCUUGAAGAGAUACGGAGAUCCUUGUUUUCAAAAGAUGGGUGCCUGGUUAAUCUCACAGCUGACCAGAAAACUCUAAUGAAUGCUGAUCAACAUGUUAGCUCAUUCCUAGAUACACUUCCUAGUAAUUCUCUACAAGAACCUACUACAUGGAAUGGACGACUCUCUCCUGGAAAUGAAGCUAUAGUUGUGCCUACUCAAGUAAAUUAUGUCGGGAAGGCAGCAAAUCUAUAUGGAGCAGGUUAUGAACUCAAGGGAAGUGCAUAUGUUAUUUCGAAGUACAUAAGCAAUACGUGGCUAUGGGAUCGUGUACGAGUCAGUGGUGGAGCUUAUGGAGGGUUUUGUGAUUUUGACACCCACUCUGGUGUUUUCUCGUUUUUGUCUUACCGGGAUCCAAAUUUGAUGAAAACACUUGACGUGUAUAAUGGAACAAGUGAUUUCCUCAAAGAACUUGAAAUGGACGAUGAUGCCCUAACAAAGGCAAUUAUUGGGACAAUUGGUGAUGUUGAUGCAUACCAGCUCCCUGAUGCAAAAGGAUAUACUAGUUUACUUCGAUACUUAAUGGGGGUUACUGCAGAAGAAAGGGAAAAGAGACGUGAAGAGAUUUUAUCCACAAGGUUGUCCGAUUUCAAGGAGUUUGGCGAUGUUAUCCAAGCGGUAAAAGAUACCGGUGUUGUGGUUGCUGUGGCAUCGGCAGAGGACGUUGAUGCUGCCAACAAGGAACAUCCCAACUUCUUUCAAGUCAACAGAGCACUAUGAGAAUGAGUAAUCUUUCUUUUUUCAUAAUAGGAAGGAUUUUUUUACCCCACCCCCACUCUAUUAUUUUUCCUAGCAUUACAAUUACCAACAUGUGAUUGGGAGUACCAACGUUGUAAAUGUGUGCACUUCACCUCUUUUCACCUUAGCCAGUCAUUAGUUUUAGCGCACUUGCUUAUGUUUUACUGAGGAUUAUUACUUGACUAGUACCACCAUCUGCAUGGUGAAAAUUUCAGUCACCUUAGUGGGUCAUCAUAAUUGUUUCUACACAUAAAUGUACUUGUUAAUU